Clonostachys rhizophaga is the source of this 915-nucleotide messenger RNA. NCBI's taxonomy places the organism in Eukaryota, Fungi, Ascomycota, Sordariomycetes, Hypocreales, Bionectriaceae. The record is from the annotation of a GenBank genome assembly.
AUGGUCGCCUCAUCUCUCUUGGGCCCACUGGGAAUCGUGCUCGCAACCGCCCUUCCCGCUCUUGCGUUUGACCGAAUCAGCAUCGCAUCAACCGUCAAAGCCGACACUGAGGUUGAGGUCAAGAUCCGAAACGACCUCGACGACGGAGCCAAGUCAUUCGAUGGCGGAUUCACCAACUUUAACGUCUAUCUUGCGACCACUCCACCGGGUUGGGGUACCGGCCCUGUCUGUCUGCUCGCCAAUGGCACCAAGAUCGACACCACCUCCGUGAAGGUCACCAUCCCUGCCGAUGUUGCGCCCAGCGAUGCCAAACUCAAGAUCACCACUAUGGAGUGGAACUCGGACCCCAACAAGGACGGCCCAUCUGGCUUCCAGUACAGCAACACCUUUUCUCUGCAGGGAGGCACCGGCGCGUGGGGCAAGUCUGAGCUGGCCGGUCGUGGGUUUGGCGACAUGGACACCGUCCCGUGCUCUGCGUACUCGUGUAUCCGAAAGUGCAAUGACGAUAGCUUCGACGAGAUGACAAAGCUGGGCAAUUCCGAGGACAUCGAAGCCUACAAGGCUGUCUACAAGCCCAUCUAUGAGUGCAUGACCAAGUGCCCAGGUACCACCAUGCCUUCGUGGGAUACACUUAUCAAGGCGUCCGACGAGGACACCGAGUCAUCAAGCUCCACUGCCAGUUCCUCCAAGACCGCUUCGUCGUCCUCCACCUCCACUGGAACCGCAACUGCAACCGCGACCGAUUCGUCUGACACCGCUUCCACCACCCUGUCGACUGCCGUGACCACCCCGACUGGGUCUUCCACGCAGGGUGCAACCUCACCCACGACUACAGACAGUGGUGCCACCCGGGUGUUUGGCACGGCCUCAAGCUUGGUUUUAGCCGCCGUGGUUGCUGCCUGCCACUUCCUUUGA